Molecule: messenger RNA, 752 nt
Organism: Selaginella moellendorffii
Lineage: Eukaryota; Viridiplantae; Streptophyta; Lycopodiopsida; Selaginellales; Selaginellaceae
Product: putative cysteine-rich receptor-like protein kinase 20
Exons: 3
Coding region: 218-676 (152 amino acids)
Biological process (GO): protein phosphorylation
Molecular function (GO): ATP binding; protein kinase activity
Source: RefSeq, a predicted model, not a curated record
ACUUUUGGACUGGCCAACACGCUUUCAAAUCGUCCUUGGUGUUGCGAAUGGCCUUGCUUAUCUUCACGAAGGAUCCCAAAAGCAGAUCAUCCACCGCGACAUAAAAGCAAGCAAUAUCCUUCUCGACCAUAGACUACAUCCAAAAAUCUCGGACUUCGGAAUCUCCAAACUCUUCAACCAAGAGAAAGGAUUUACGAGCACCGUGAUCGCCGGAACAAUGGGCUAUCUCGCUCCAGAGUAUGUGCUGGGUGGAUUGCUGACUGUCAAAGCCGAUGUGUAUAGCUUUGGAGUCCUGACGCUGGAGAUUGUCAGCGGACAAAGAUGCAGCGACCGAAAAGAUGGCCGCCUGCUAGUUUACUCGGCAUGGAUACUUCACGAAAACAACAGCGAACUCGAGAUUGCUGACGAGAGACUAGACUUGGAACACAACUCCGAAGAAAUCUUGCGAGUUAUCCAAGUCGCUCUCGCUUGCACUCACGAGAACUCGGCGUCUCGUCCAUCGAUGGGGGACGCUGUUGCCAUGCUCUCCGGCUACAAGCAAGUCAUAAUCGCUCCCAGAUCCCAUGAUGUCUAUCUAGAUUAUCUCAGCAGCAACGAUACGGAUAAUUCUCGCUUGUUGACAACGUCCAACACAUUCGAUCCGGGAACGAGUUUUAGCACUGAAUCAAGGGCAUAGUCGAGCGACAUUUUUACGUGUAAAUUAACUUGUCAUAGAAUGUUUUCUUAAAGGCUAAUUACAAUUUUGAAAAUCA